This is a messenger RNA of Aspergillus pseudonomiae, 1074 nucleotides long. RefSeq lists its product as uncharacterized. The transcript has 7 exons. Lineage: Eukaryota; Fungi; Ascomycota; Eurotiomycetes; Eurotiales; Aspergillaceae. The record is from RefSeq and is a predicted model, not a curated record. Bases 1 to 1074 code for a protein of 357 amino acids.
AUGUCUGCCAGUGUGACUAACACUGAUACUCAUGAUAAAGGUCCUCGGAUUCUUGCAGUGGUAUGGACAUUAUCAGCCCUUACGACUAUUGUCGUCGCUGCACGUGUGUACAUCCGUCAAUGGUUGAUUCGCAAUGCCGGCAUUGAUGACUAUAUUAUUAUUCUGGCACUGUGCCUAACAUUAACGUCCGUGGGAAUGACAACGGCAAACGUACAUAUGGGAUACGGAAAACACGCCUGGUUCCUGGACCCAAGCACCGUGGAGACCAUAAGCUUGGUCAAUACCAUCAGCUUCGCAAUCGGCAUCUUUUGCUUCACCGUUCCCAAGGUCGCAGUAACGGUUCUCUUGACUCGGAUUCUCAACCCAAGCCGUGCACAGCGUAUAUGGCUAUGGACCAUGAUUGGACUGACGGCGUCGGUGUCAUUCGCCGCAUGGCAGCGCCGCCUCGUCACCGAGGGCAACGCAAACUGCAAUGAUGUGCAAAUUUUAAUCAAGUAUGCCAUCUUUAAUGCUGCGCUGUCGGCAAGUGUCGAUCUGUACUUGGCCAUAUAUCCCAGUACUGUCCUCAUGAAACUCCGCAUGCCCUUGCGGAAACGCCUAGCACUUUGUGCGGCUUUGGGUAUGGGGAUCAUUGCCGCGGCGACCGCUAUUGCAAAAAGUACGCAGUUUCCAGACUUUGCGAAUCAGGAUGACUAUACAUACGCAACCGCGGAUCUUGUCAUGUGGACAAACGUGGAAUCAAAUGUUCUCAUUCUAGCAUCCUGCAUCCCGACUCUCCAACCCAUCAUCGAGCUGACGCUUAGGGGACACAUGCGUACUCGAAGCCCCCGAGGGAAAGACGCCAACUAUCCACGCGAUUCCGCUUUCCAGAGAACCGGGCAUAAAACAAACCGGCGGUCGGAUCGGUCGAUUACACACGUUGAGAGCCAAGAGAGUAUCCUUGGUGCUGAAGAACGGCAGAAAAAUAGUCAUCCUCUCGGUGCUAUUGUGCGGACAGAUGAUGUUCAAGUGGAAUUCAACACUAGAUCUGCGCAUAGCGUGCCAGAGAGACAUAUGACGUGGCAGAUUGGGUAG